AUGAAUGAGCCUCCCGACGGCAUGGGGGCCCUCGGGGCGCGAGGAGCGGGGUCUCCCCGAAUCUUACCCCGCCGCCUGGAGCGCGCCGGGUCGUUCCCGCUGGAGCAGCGGCCCCGGGCCCCCCUGGCUCCGGCGCGGCCCGGCGGCCGCAGAGGCAGCGCCCUGGAGCAGCGAGCGGCGGCGGGGGCCCCGGGAGCGCGGGCUGGAGAGGACCCGGACUGUGAGCCCUGGGUCAGAGAGAAAGUCCUCUUUCUCCUGCAUCCCCAGAGGUGGCUGGGGACUCCGGGGGACCCUGCGCCGGAAGAGGUGGCCAGAGGAGACUGCCAGGAAGCCGCCGGCCCACCUGGCUUUCCUGGAGAAGAGCCUCGAACUUCUGGCAGCCCCGGGGACGCAGCGUCUGGAGCCCAGGGGGUCUCCGCCGCCGCGCGCCCCACACCCCUGCUGGUGCGGGUCGUGGACUACCACGGGACACAAGAAGUGCAGCAGACCGCUUGGACGAAGGGCUGCAUGACCACCAAGACAGAGGAACACUCCGUGACAGCGGUCACUUUCCGCACCCACAGAGUGUAAGCCAUUUGGGGGACGCCCGGACUGCUGGGGAACCCCCCGCCCGUUUCUCCAGGCGCCCAGAGGGAGACCCCAGCCUCCCCGCCACGGACGGGGGCAUUUUACGCACUGACUCGCCGAGAAGAUUCCGUAGGAAACUGUGCUGCUUUGGUGGAUCGGUGAUAACCCUUAAAGGAAAAGCAAGGACUACAGACACUCUUCCAGGAACUGCAGCCUAAACUUAACUGUCGGAGAAAAACUUUUAGGAACCCGGUGCACCCCUAAGGGUGACAGAGGGCGCCACCCCAGUCAGUUGGUAGACUUGUAAGAAAAGUAACACUUUGUGACUUCGACAAUCCAGCGUGAUGCACGAAGAAUUUAAGAAGACAGGGAGAAAAGUUUGUUUGUUCUCUUUCAAAUUGGCGGGAUGUGGGAGUGUGGAAAUCCAAAAGCCAGAGGUGAAUUCGUUCUCACUUUGCAGUAGCUUUUUACUUGACCUUGAACUCCUUUCCUUCAGGACCUCCGCGGAAGUGAAGGUUGUGAUCGGCUUCCUGCCAAGGGUGGGAGUGAGUGGGAAGAGAUUUGUUGUAAAGCUGAUGAAGAGGACCUGGAGCGAUUGGGGACAGGGGAUCUCCAUAAAACAAAGCAGCCAGCAAAUGAUCUUUUCCUAUCACUCUGUGGCCUGCAUUUUCUCCCUUACCAUCCCCUCCCCACCCUCACCCACACCUCCCCACCCCUACCGAUGUGCUGUGAAGAAUAGUGCCCAGCUAGGAAAAGAAGGGAGAAAAUGAAAGGCAGAAAUGCUACCUUAGAAGGAUUUCAGCACAGAGAGUAUGUAAGUGCAUGUUAACAUUUAGUGCAUUUUAAAAGUGAUCUUAAUGUAAAAAAAAAAACACACCAAAAAACUGCUUGUAACAAAUUAUUGCAGGCAAAUCGUGAUGUCUACUUGCCGUGAAGUGUAUGUCUCAUCUUUCUCCAUCGAUAGUUAACUUAGCUCUAAGAUUUGUAGUCAAGAUUGGAUUGGUAAAUACAUCUCUCCUGGUGCUGUUGAAAAUAUUCUCUCCUUAGGUAGUGGAAGCAUUUCUUUUUUUCUUGUUUUAUUUUGCUUUUGUUCAUCAACACCAUCUCUAUUACCUCUUUGCCAGCAUGACUCUCGUUGUGCCUGUUCGGAGGAUGUGGGAGGAGCAAAACACUCCAUCCAGAGAGAAAUCAUUUGACUUUAUCCACAGUGGAAGUCCUAGUGGACAGACUGUGAGAAUUAAGCUAGUGGGACCCUAGCUUUUGAAGAGAAAGUGAUUGAGUAGUGGCCUCACUUGCUCCUCCUCCUCUGCCUGUUUUCAGGUUAGAUCUUGAAAUGCCAGUAAAAGACCAUCAAAUGAUGUACUUCUCCGUCCCUAUCAGUCAAAUAGGGAUAAUAAAUAGUAUCUACCUCAUAGGGCCCCCCCUCCCCCAGGAUUAAGUAAAAAUGACUUAAAACAGGACCUAGCAAACAAUAAAUGCUUGAUAUUA
This is a messenger RNA of Echinops telfairi (small Madagascar hedgehog), 2055 nucleotides long. RefSeq names its product chromosome unknown C6orf141 homolog (gene CUNH6orf141). NCBI's taxonomy places the organism in Eukaryota, Metazoa, Chordata, Mammalia, Afrosoricida, Tenrecidae. The record is from RefSeq and is a predicted model, not a curated record. The transcript has a single exon. The coding region runs from base 1 to 570 and encodes 189 amino acids.